Tachysurus fulvidraco (yellow catfish) is the source of this 2772-nucleotide messenger RNA. RefSeq names its product putative transmembrane protein INAFM2. The coding region runs from base 593 to 1153 and encodes 186 amino acids. The transcript has a single exon. The record is from RefSeq and is a predicted model, not a curated record. NCBI's taxonomy places the organism in Eukaryota, Metazoa, Chordata, Actinopteri, Siluriformes, Bagridae.
UUCCGUGGGUAUGUAAUUACACUUCGCGGCGAAAAGAGAUCUAAAGAUCUAUCUGACAUGCUCUUGAGCACCUGAGCAUCAUCGCCCCCAUGCUCUCUUAACAUCCACUCACUAUGUCAUAGCCGUCUCUUUAAGAGCCCUCGCCCGCCCCCUCUGCUGUAUUUUUAGCUGAGCAAUGCUCUACAGAUGCUGAACAGGACGAGCAGCGGUGCGUGUGCCAUAAAUGAUCGCGCUUAAACCUUCAGAUCUGUUGAAUGAUGCAUUAUAGCGCUUGAUAUCUCUUUCGAUAUUGGCGCUUUCAGGAAACGGGCGCCUGGAUGCUACAAAAAAAAAAAAAAACAACACUGCCGGACCUUAUGACGAGGGGAUGAGGUGUGCCAUCAUGGAUUUUUGAAAAGGUUUCGAGGACCGAAAAUGGACGGAAAUAUAUUGCUCUAAAUCGCGAGCAGGCCCCUGAGCGUCCAGUGCGCCUCUCCGGUGCGUCUUUUUACGUUUGCACCUAAAACGUACCCUUUUCUUUGAUUUCAAGACCCUCCAAAAAGCCUUCAAGACGGACGGGAUAGUGGAGCACCGAGGCAAAAACCGUGCCAACAUGCGGGAGAGGGACUUCAUGCCCAACAUGGAGCGGGGCAAGCCAGCUACGUACACGGGGGACAAGAAAGCCAAGAUGGCCGCAAAGACCAACAAAAAGUGGGUACGGCUGGCCACCGUGUUUGCCUACGUGCUCUCCGUGUCCCUGGCAGCUAUCAUACUUGCCAUUUAUUAUAGCCUAAUAUGGAAGCCGACAAUCCAGGUUCCAGCCGGGCCCAAAGGAAACAACAGCGCAUCCACGAACGCCUCGACCAGCGUUAACGGAACCAGCGCCAAUUUCACCGAAGCAGACAACGGCACGAGCACAAAUGGUACGCAAAUAAACUUGGGGCUUAAUGUGACUGGCACCGGAAACGAGAGUGCUUACUCGGCCGCCAUUGAAUACACGCCUGUCAGCGAACAGAUGAAACAAACCGGGUUUGAACAGUACAGAUAUGAUCAAAACUCGGGAAGCGUCACAAGUCCGAGCGACGCAAAAAGGGAAAAGCGCGAGUCGGUACCAGAGAAAUAUGCGCGCUCUCGAAACGAGCCUAGUGAACCGGAGCAGAGAGGACAAGAAUAAUUUAAACUGUUUAAGCUUACACUUCAAACCGCAUGCUGCCGCACAAAUAAUGUGCAAAAGCAGUAGAAUUUCGGCACACUAUUUAGUGCGGUAAUGUGCGGUUUAGGACGUGUCCUAGUAAACUCAGUUUGGUGCAUAGUGGAGAGCGCGCGCGCGGCCGAAGCUGACAGCUAUAACGGGUCCGUGGAAUUAAGGUGAUGUGGAAGUAUUGUACGCAUGGUGCAUGGACGCCAAUUUCAUUUUGCUAACGCACAGCAAAGACUCGGUUAUAUUUUUUUAAAACAUUUUCAUGUAACAUAAACUGUCCAAAGUUGUAAUCUUUUAUUUUAGGGCACAUGAGACCUGUUUGAUGGACACUAAACUGAAGACUGUUUGAUAGCCAUCCAGCUUCCCAAAUCACCUCCGUGUGCUUGCAUAGUUUCUAAACAGUAUAGCCUGCCAUACGUAUUUAUUUGAACUGCAGCACGAAAAUAAUUAACAGCAUCUCAGUUUUAUUUAGAAGAAAAUAGUUUACAUUGAAUUUCAUUGGAACAAUGUCCAUAUAGCCUCCCAAUUAUACAGGAUUUCUUGUUCAGAGGAACCUGUGUCGAGUUUCGCUCAGGUAUGUGCAAAUGUUCAUGUAAAUGUAUUCUGUAUUUGGUAUAUAUAUAUAUAUAUAUAUAUAUACAUAUAUAUAUAUAUAUAUAUAUAUAUAUAUAUAUAUAUAUAUAUAUAUGUACAUAGGUCACAUGUAGGCUAUUUGGUAAAUGUACAUAGUGCACAUGCUCAGGCCUUGAUUGAACUUUCAGCAUAGGCUACUUUUUACAAAAAAAAUCAUGUAUACUAAAUACAAUUAUAUAUAUACACCGCCCCAAAUAAAAAUAAAGGCCCUUGUAAAAGGAUGCAUGGUUUCCAUGUUUUUGUCAAAAUGUAUUUUAUUUUUAUGUAUAAUGUAUUUUAUAUUUUAAGCAUCUUAUUCCAAUGAUUAUAGACACAGGCUCUUUGAGUAGUUAAGGGUUUAUUGAUUCCUAAAAAGGUUCUACUUGAAGCUCUUCAUUUAGGUAAACACCUCUGUUAUAGGGUUCAUAGGAGCUACUUACAAAUUGUCCCUCAGUUUGGGGUUUUGUGUAACCAAACGUUUUCAGCUUUCAUCCUGAACUAUGAAUACUACCAUAUAAUAUACUAUAUGAAAUACGUUAUGAAGGAAGCAGGGCAGUAGGCAGAUGAGUGAAAUGUUUCCCCUUAAAUCACAAUAAAACCAAAGUGAUGCAGGUCUACUUAAGAAGGAAUGAAUUCACUGUAAAUAAUGACAGGCACAAAAGUAAGCCUUUAAAUUUUAUACAGUACAACUGUGUGUGUGUGUGUGUGUGUGUGUGUGUGUGUGUGUGUGUGUGUGUGUGUGUGUGUGUGUGUGUGAGGGAGAGAGAGAGAGAGACAGAGAGAGCACGGUAAUGGACCAUAGUGUUUAUGGGCCUCUAUCAGGAGACAACAUUGAAAGCUCAUUCAUCUUCUGAGUCAUUUCUAGCCAUCUAGGAUGUGAUCAACAUAAUCACCCCUUUUCACACACACACACACACACACACACACACACACACACACACACACACACACACACACACACACACACACACACACACACA